Molecule: messenger RNA, 4020 nt
Organism: Oryzias latipes (Japanese medaka)
Lineage: Eukaryota; Metazoa; Chordata; Actinopteri; Beloniformes; Adrianichthyidae
Source: RefSeq, a predicted model, not a curated record
UCUGAUCUGUCGUGUUUGUUUGUUUUUUUAAAUAAAAUGUUCUGACUCAAAAGUCACAAAGUAAGAACAUUUAACUGACCUUACAAAAUAGUAGCACCCCAUAGCAGUAUGGGGUGUUGUACUUUAGGGUCGAACAGGAAUGUUAAUAUUCAGGACGUGCUAAGUAACUUGUCUUUUACUAACAUCCUCGUUAACAGUUACUUUAUAUCAAAAGGCUACAUGCUAUGCAUUCCAUCAUGCAUUACACAUAUCCGAUAAUGCAUCUCGACCAAUUAGCGUGUCACUGUAACUGAGGUGCAUUCAAAUACAACAGGAUACUUGUAUGUAAGAAUAUUAUUUUGUUGGAACCAAUUUGUUAUUUCGUCGGAAUGAAAAGUUAUUUUGUGGGAUUUAAUUAUUAUUAUUUUUACCCAUGUCAGGUCACAGACUCUGUAAUUGAAAGCCCUAACUGUGCUGAAAUUUGUUUUAAUAAACAAAAUAUGUCAAAUCAAAAUUAAUAUGCAUGGAACAUAUGUCCCACAACAAAAAACAUAAUAAAGAAAAACACAGAGGUGAGUGCUGAAGACUAUAACAGACACAGUGUUAUAGUGUGUACAUCCUGGGCUAUACGCUCAUUCACGACAGCAAAGCCCGGUGUGAACGUAGCAUUCAGAUGCAACCAGUUUAUUGCCAGUAUGAGCAACUUAAACUUUCCAUUUGAGUUCUUUUCUUGAUCUUUUUUUUUUUUUAAAUUGGAUGUAAGCAAGAACACUGGCUUAUUAUUUUAAGUUUCCAGUUGUGUUUAAGACACAUGUUUUCUGGUGCUUGCUGUGAAUUAUGGUAUUCAAAGCACCCUAUACUGUAAAUCCCCUUUUUAGUUUUUUACAACUAAUGUCACUUCCUUUCCUUGUUUUGAACGUGAUUGGUUUAACUUGCGAUGACUCACAUGACCAAUGAAAUUACACAUCCACACAGCUUUUAAUGUGCGGUUCGUUUUCCUGUUGAAGGCGACAUUGGCAAUUUAUUACAAAGCACAGUCUUCAUAGGGUCAGGAUGGAAAAUCGGCCGCUAGUUUUUAAGACUUCUUGUUUACUGCAUGUUUUUGUGGGCAGCGUCUUUGUUACUGGGUUAGUAGGCUGUUCCAAUUCUAUAAAGGAACUACAAACACUGAUUAUCAGAGAAACGGCAGAGACGAGACAAGAGGUCAUACAUUUCAGAGUGGCAGGGGUUGGGGUUGAUUCUGAUGCAUCUCAGUGUGUGACAUUAGGAGACAGUCAUCCUGUGGUUUUGCAGUCAGAAGGAGAUGUUAUCGUUGGAGGGCUUUUCCCUUUGCAUUAUGAGGCUUCUGAGCCAGAGCACACCUACCACAGCAAACCCCCAACCACACCUUGCACAGGGUUUGAUCAGAGAGCCUUCCGGUGGCUGAUGACUAUGGUGUUUGCUGUGGAAGAAAUCAACCACAGCUCAGUCUUGUUGCCAGGUGUGACACUUGGCUACCGGAUCACAGACAGCUGUGAUAACGUCCACAACAGCCUGAGAGCCCUUUUCCCUUUAAUCAGUUCAUCCAUUCCUUUGACAAAUCAGCUAAGAAAAAGAGAAGCCACUGAAAAUACUUCAACAAUUUUUUUUGAGCGUGUACAGUCUGUUGAAGUCACCACUGCAAAAGCAGGGAAUGUGACAACAUAUAGCAAAGAACAGGAGUUUAGAACAACAUGGUCUGAAACCAAUGCAUGUCUGUCUGGUUCCCCUGUUUCUGCUGUGAUCGGUCUUGCUUCCUCCUCUCCAACAAGAGCUGUAGCUCAAGCUCUUGGCCCUUUCAGCAUUCCACUGGUGAGUUAUUUUGCCACUUGUACCUGUCUCACUGACAAGCGCAUGUACCCGUCAUUUCUGCGAACCGUGCCGAGUGACAUCUUUCAAGUCAGGGGUCUCGUGCAACUCGUCACAUUCUUAGGCUGGCGUUGGGUGGGCACAAUAGGAACCACGGAUGACUACAGUCAGUAUGGGAUCCAAUCAUUUUCUGCUCAGUUUCAAAAACAAGGGGGUUGUGUGGCAUUUCACCUCACCAUUCCAAAAUCUCCCACUUUGGCUGAAAUACAAGAAAUGGCAGACAGAGUGCAGAGAUCAGCUGCUCGGGUUGUGGUGGUUUUUGCCACAGAGGGACAACUCCUGGAUCUGUAUUUUGAACUUGUUCAGAGAAACGUUACACAUCUGCAGUGGGUUGCCAGCGAAGCGUGGGUCACCGCUGCCCUUCUGACACUACCGCACUUCCACUCUCUUCUAGAAGGAACAUUGGGCUUCUCUUUCCCUGGUGUCAACAUCCCCAGUUUAGAAAAUUUCCUUCUGAACAUUCACCCCUCUGCUGAACCAGGAAUGGAAUUUAUCAACAUGUUCUGGGAAGAUCAGUUUGGUUGUAAACUUCACUUUGAAGAAGAUGGAUCCAUAAAAAAUGUAGGAGAUGUCAACUUAAGGGGUUUAAAUGCAUUUGGUUCUAAUCCAGAAAUCCAAAAUGCUUCUUCUGCGGAACAGGAAAGCUUUUUUAACAGGGACAGCUUUGCAGAAACACCGUUUUGUACAGGUUUUGAGAAUCUGAGUCUCACUGGGAGCAGUUAUACUGAUGUAUCCCGAGUCAGAAUAUCCUAUAACGUGUACAAAGCAGUAUACGCCAUUGCCCACGCUUUACAUGCUUUACUGAACUGUGAUUCUGCAGAACAAAACGAGAAAAGCUGCGAUAAACACAAACAAUUUACCUCUGAGCAGUUGCUGUCUCAUCUGAAGUUAGUGAAUUUCACUAACAAAUUUGGGGAGAAAGUAUGCUUUGACUCCAAUGGAGAGCCUGUUCCUCUUUAUGACAUAAUUAACUGGCAGAAGGACAAACAUGGCAAAAUGAGAUUUGUUACAGUGGGAAGUUAUGAUGGCUCAGUUCCACUGGGACGACAGCUGCAAUUAAACCAGAGCAACAUUAUAUGGACAGAAGGACAUACAGAGGUGCCCGUGUCUUUGUGCAGUGAACCAUGCCCCCCAGGCAACAGGCAGGCUAGGCGUAAAGGCGAGCCCCAAUGUUGCUUCGAUUGUUUUCCCUGUGCAGAUGGAGAGAUCAGUAAUGAGACAGGUUCCGCUGAGUGCAUAAAAUGUCCCGAGUCCUACUGGUCAGAUGAGAAAAAGGUGAAGUGUGUUGCAGGGAUUGAAGAGUUCCUGUCUUUCAAGGACUCCAUGGGUAUCAUCUUAGUGGCCCUCACUCUGUUGGGUGUCGUUCUGACAGCAGUCAUCAUCGUCAUCUUUCACCGUUUCCGUACAACUCCAAUUGUCAAGGCUAAUAACUCAGAGAUAAGUUUCUUGCUUUUGCUGUCACUCAAGCUCUGUUUCCUGUGUUCCCUGGUGUUCAUCGGCCAGCCAUCUGUGUGGACAUGCAGGAUCCGCCAAACAGCCUUUGGGAUCAGCUUUGUCAUUUGUCUGUCUUGCCUCCUUGUUAAGACUAUUGUGGUCCUCCUGGCUUUUCAGACUAAACUGCCUGGCUCUAGAGCUUUGAAGCUGUUUGGUCCUUCUCAGCAAAGAAUCAUGAUUGUCUUCACUACAGCUCCUCAGGUUUGUCUCUGUGCUGGCUGGUUGUUGUGGGCACCCCCUUUCCCAUUUAGGAACUCAGCUUAUCAAGCUUCAACUAGAAAAAUUGUUGUCGAGUGUAAAGAGCCAUGGCCUCCUGGAUUCUGCUUGGUCCUUGGUUACAUCGGCUUGAUUGCCUCAGUUUGUCUCCUGUUAGCGUUUCUUGGUCGAAAGCUACCAGAUACCUUCAACGAGGCAAGACUCAUCACCUUCAGCAUGCUGAUUUUCUCAGCAGUGUGGAUUUCUUUCAUUCCAGCUUAUAUCAGCUCUCCAGGGAAAUUUUCUGUGGUCGUGGAAAUAUUUGCAAUUUUAGCCUCCAGUUUUGGUCUGUUACUGUGCAUUUUUGGGCCUAAAUGUUACAUCAUUUUGCUACACCCAGAGAGAAACAUUAAAAAAUGUGUUCGUAGCAAAAACUCUAGAUGAUAUCAGCUCUGCUCUUUCAAU